Molecule: messenger RNA, 5147 nt
Organism: Astyanax mexicanus (Mexican tetra)
Lineage: Eukaryota; Metazoa; Chordata; Actinopteri; Characiformes; Acestrorhamphidae
Exons: 7
Coding region: 211-4533 (1440 amino acids)
Source: RefSeq, a predicted model, not a curated record
AUAUUUUAAUGCCUGGUGCCUGAUGGGAUGUGAAGGUGGUCUUGCCUUAAUUUGCUGUUAAAUUUGUCCACAGAUCUUUGAACUCCUAGAAAAAUGUAAUUAAGUGUUUAUAUGGGAACUGUAUCUUAAAGUUAAGAAACUGCUGAACUAUUAGUCUAGUUUUGUUCUGAUUUAGCUCUUAAAAUACUAAAGAAGCUGGUUGGAGCCACAAUGAAAAGGAAGGCACAAACUGCAGAGUUCAAGCCUCCCAUGAAGAGAUUUGCCAGGAUAAGCAGACGGAACAGCAGAGAAAACGCUGGCGAAUCUGCCGAAACUGGAGAAAUACAGCCAACAGAUGCAAAGCAAAUUUCAGCCACUGUAGCUUCCAGUAUUCAGUCUGCAGCACCCUUGGGCAACUCUGAAGAACAUCAACCACAAUGCAGCCCACAACUUGACUCAGACCUGAUUGAUUUAAACAUCAAACAUCCUGAGGAUGCAGGAAUGGAAGAGGACACUGGUCCUAAACAUCAGACACCUCAACUUCGCAAAGGUUCCUUGGACGAGACUGGAGAUGACAUGCUUGUGAACAUAGAAGAGAUGUCUGGUGCCAUAGCAGUGCCAGCAAAGGCCUGUGAAGAACCAGAACCAGAAUGCCCAAAGUCUCCACCAAAGAAAAGAUUGAGAAGAAGGAUGGGUAUGUGUGGCCUAGGAGACAGGAAGAGAAGGCUAGUUAAUGAUGGACAACAGUGUAGGCAAUCUCCCACUGAAACAAAGAUGGCGGAAAGUACAGAAGCAACUGGUAAAGAAAGUGGAGAUGUACUGAAAUGUAUUGAUGAUGGUUCUCCCCUCUUGAAAAAUGAAGGAACCACGGAAUCAGUGUUUUUAGAACAAAAUCACAGCAGCCUACAGCAGAUGAUGACAGAGGGAGCAUCGUCAACUGAGCAGGAAAUACAAGAUCUACCAUCAGAAACUGCUUGGAAAAUUGAGGAAUCUGACCUUAAAGAAUGUAGAACAUUCCAUGGUAUGGAUAUGGUUUCUAAGGCUUCAAAGAUAAUUGCUGAUUGCCUUGAUGAUGUAGAAAUGCAAUAUGGCCCCACUGGUCAUGAUACGGAGGAUAGUGGUAUGGCUGAAACAGGACUUCCCGAGGAAGAGUACCAAGUUGGGGAAGAAGCAAACUAUGGCUGUACUGAUCUCGCAGAUGAAGAUUCCAACAAAGGCUCCAAGGAAACAGAUGAACACCUUGUUGAAGUUCCUGAAAAACUGUUUUUUGGCCUGCUUGGUGUUACCAGUGUGACUUCUGGCUCUAGUUCUGUUCCUGGUGUUGUUUCUGAUGGUUCCAAAAGUACCCCAGUUGAUGUAGCUGAGAAAAUGAAUUACAGUUCUAUUGGUACUAAUGAUGCUACUGAAGACUCCAAGGUAAAAGCAGAGCAACAUCAUGCCUCUACUCAAGAAAUUCACAAAGACUCCACUGAAACAACUAACAAGGAUUCGACUCAAGAAGCUGAAGAUGUAAGCCACGGCACUGAUACUGUUACUGAAGUUUGUGAAGGUUCAAGAGAACCGAUUGAACACCUAGUUAAUGAGGCAGUGAUCUUUGGGUCUACCAGUGUUACUGCAGUUUGCAAGGGCUCUACAGAACAAAUUGAGCACCCAGUUGAUGAAGCAGUAAUCAAUUGCUCCAACAGUGUUAAUAAAGUUUGUGGAGGUUCUAAAAAUCCAACUGAAUAUGCAGGUGAAGUUGCUGAAGAUGAGAAGAACUAUGGUUCUGCAGCAGUUACCAACGACGAUUGUGAAAGUUCUGUAGAAGUGAAUAAGCUCCCAGUUGCUGAUAGGGGGAUCUAUGGCUCUCCCAGUGAUACUGAAUUUUGUGAAAGCUCUAGAAAACCAACUGAACUCACAGUUCAAGUGACAGAGGAAGUGACCAAUGGUCCUAUUUAUUAUAUUAAAUUCUGUGAAUGUUCAAAAGAAUGGACUGAGCACCCAGUUGAACUGAGUGAAUUGGAGAGCUAUGCUUCUACUGCUGGUACCAAUGAAGUUUCUGAAGAUUCUAAGGAAACUAUUGGGCACCCUCCUCAAAUGACUGAAGAAGUGAACUGUGCUUCUACAGCUAUUACCAGUGAUGUUUCUGAGUGUUCUAGAGAACAGAUUGAGAACCCAAAUCAGUUGGCUAAAGAGGAGAGCUGUGGUUCUAAUGGUGUUACCAAUGAAGUAUGUGAAGGAUCUACAGAAUCAACUGAGCUCCCAAUUCAACUGGCUGAAGAAGUGAGCUAUAGUUCUACUGUUGUUACCAAUGAAGUUUCUGAAGGUUCUACAGAACCAGCUGGACACCCAGUCGAAAUGACUGAAGCACUGACCUGUGGCUUCAUUUGUUUUACUGAAGGUUCUACAGAAAUGAGUAAGCACAUGGUUGACGUGGCUGAGAAAAAGAGCUUUAGUGCUGUUGGUCUUGGUCUUGCCAACAAAGCUUGUGAAAGCUCUGAUGAACUGAAUGGGCACUCAGUCCACAUGACCAAAGAAGUGAUUUCUACCACCAGUUAUGUUUCUGAAGUUUCUUCAAAACAGACAGAGAACCCAUUUCAUGUGGCUGAGGAAGAGACCUGUGGUUCUAAUGUUACCAAUGAAGCUUCUGAAGGUUCUAAGGGGCUGAUUAAUCACUUAGUUCAAGUGGACAAAAAGGAGAUUUAUGUAUCUGCUGCUUUUACCAAUAAAGCUUCUGAAGAUUACCUUGAACCAGCAGGGUGCACUGUUAAAGUAGGUGAGGAAGAGAGCUAUGGUCGUACUGUCAUUACCAGUGAAGUUCCUCAAGGUUCUACAGAAUGGACUGGGCACCCAGCUCAAGUGGCUGAAAAUGAGAGCUGUGGUUCUAGUGCUAUUCCAAAAGAAGCUUCUGAAGGUUCUAGAGAAUCGACUGAGAAUUUGGUUCAAGUGGAUGUAGAUGAGAGCUGUGGUUCUAACACUGUUACCAAAGAAGCUUCUGAAAGUUCUAGAGAAUCAGCUGAGCAUGCUGUCCAAUUGGCUGAAGAUGAGAGCUAUGGAUCUAACACUGUUCCCAAAGAAGCUUCUGAAGGUUCUAAAAAAUGGACAGGGCAUCCACCUCAAAUGGCUAAAGAGAAGAGCAAUGGUUCUACUGCUAUUACUAAUGAAGUUUCUAGAAGAUUUAGAGAAUCGACCAAGCACUCCAUCAAAUUCGCUGAAUAUGAGAGCUGUGGUUCUAACACUCUUCCCAAAGAAGCUACUGAGGGUUCUAGAGAAUCGAUUGAGCAUUCGGUCCAAGUGGAUGUAGAUGAGAGCUGUGGUUCUAAUACUGUUCCCAAAGAAGCUUCUGAAGGUUCUACAGAAUGGACUGGGCACCCAGCUCUAGUGGCUGAAGAUGAGAACUAUGGUUCUACUGCUGUUGCCAACAAAGCUUUUGUAGGUUCUCUUGAAUUGACUGGGCACCCAGCUCAAGGGGUUGAAGAUGAGAGCUAUGGUUGUAUUGCUAUUACUGAUGAAGUUUCUAGAAGAUUUAGAGAAUCGACUAAGCACUCCAUUAAAUUGGCUAAAGAUGAGAUUGGUGAUUCUAACACUGUUCUCAAAGAAACUUCUGAAGGUUCAAAAGAAUUAACGCAGCACUCUGUCCAAGUGGUUAAAGAUGAGAUCUGUGGUUCUAACACUGUUCCCAAAGAAGCUUCUGAGGGUUUUAAAGAACUAACUGAUCAAUCUGUCCUGUUGGCUAAAGAGGAUAGCUAUGGUUCUACAGCUAUUGCCAGCAAAGCUUUUGUAGGUUCUCUUGAACUGAUUGGGCACCCAUCUCAAGUGACUGAAGAAGAGAGCUAUGGUUCUACUGCUAUUGCUAAUAAGGUGCAUGAAGAUUCUUAUAAAGUCAGUAUGGAGGUCCAAGAAGCUUUAACAGCUUUGGAAGACAGUGACAUGGAGCUAGACAGAAACCCAAGAAGACUUCAGCUAAACAUUCAGACUAACUUGGAAGUUGGAAUGUGCAUGGAGCACUCAGACUAUGGGCUGACUGCCUCCACUGAGGCAGCGUUUUCAGAACUAUGUGAGACAGGAAGUCAAUUUGAACACAUGGAGUUAACUCAGAUGUCCAAUACAGCUGCAGAAGUGAGAUCUACAGACCCUGAUGGAAAACGAAGCAGCAGCACAGAGGGGCUGAUGGGGCACAAAGCACCACCUACUGACCAAGAGGAGUUAACGAAUGACCUUCCGGUGACCUCUGCUAUUGCCAAGCUGCAACCAAUCUGCAACCGUAACCUGAAUCUGGCUUUUACUGAGUUUUCUCAGGACCACAACAAUAUUCCCUCGUCUCUUUGCUCUGUGACAGACUCCCAGCUCAACAGCAUCACGUUAGGCAUGGAGCUGGAAGACCAAACAACUCUGGAAGGCUUUGUCCACCAGGAAGAUGCCACAGAGUUGGUCUGUGGCCUCAUCAAAGAGCUCUCAUCACUAAACUGCAUAGUAAUGGCCGCCCACAAGGAGAUGGAAGUACUGCGUCGAGGAAACAGGCCUCCAAAAGCUCCCAUUCGCCGCAGCUUCAGCCUUCGCAAUUCUGAGAUCUAACCAUCACACCAGAGCACUUUGAAGGUGGCUAGAAGCAUUCUGGGUAAUGUAGGGUCUCAGAUACAUGUAAUAGACUCUUUGACGAUACACUAACACUGACAGGUACCAAACGAAUCAGUUCAGUUCAGAAGAGAUUUUAUCAGUUAGGACUGAGCUUUUACCACAAAAGCAGUACUUUGCCAUCUUAACAUUGGGUUUGUUUGCAUGUCUGUGUUUUAGAUGUUCACUUACAUUUAAUUUUAUGACUCCAGCCAUAAUUCAAUUUCCUUUAAGUGAAACAGAUUCCCCUCAGAUUCCAUUUAAGGGUUAAUCUACAGUUACAGUAGAUACAGAAUCACCAGCACUGUAAUCUGUUGUACCCAUACUUAUUCUUACUAUUCUUUUUCUUCUUCUAUUGUUUAAUGGGUGAUGAUAGAAAACAUCCUGUAAUUUUUUCUGAAAGUCUGGAACAUCUAAAAAAUAUUUUUUUUACAGUUGAUCUGGACAAAGAUCACCGCUCAUUUUAAGAAUAGUUAAAAGUGAAAGCACCCUUAUAUACAGUUUGAUAAGUAUGCUAGGAAAGAUUUUUUUACUAUAUUUGGUUAAUUCUCUAUUAACUCAUAUUUCUUAAGAUG